AUGACGAUACCCAGUCGUGCGGAAUGCGAACAAGAAGUUCGAUCCUGGGGUUUCAAAACGGCGAUCACUUGGAAUGAUGUCCCCCAUCAUGCGUCGCACUCUCAUGACGGACUCACCACUUUUUUCAUCCGUACUGGCUCUUUAACGAUUUCGCAUCCUAAUGAUGAGACUGUAAAGCAAGAGACUUUUGGACAAGGUUUCGGAAUCGAUGUUCCUGGUGGGAAAGUGCAAGAAAUAUGGAUCGGGCCCCAGGGAUGUGAGUAUAAUAAGUGA
Paracoccidioides brasiliensis Pb18 is the source of this 273-nucleotide messenger RNA. RefSeq lists its product as uncharacterized. The transcript has 2 exons. The record is from RefSeq and is a predicted model, not a curated record. The coding region runs from base 1 to 273 and encodes 90 amino acids.